Carcharodon carcharias (great white shark) is the source of this 4803-nucleotide messenger RNA. RefSeq names its product testis and ovary specific PAZ domain containing 1 (gene topaz1). Lineage: Eukaryota; Metazoa; Chordata; Chondrichthyes; Lamniformes; Lamnidae. Gene Ontology annotation, biological process: spermatocyte division; spermatid development. The record is from RefSeq and is a predicted model, not a curated record. Bases 1 to 4704 code for a protein of 1567 amino acids. The transcript has 21 exons.
AUGGCCGCAAGCCGGCCCUGGAGCGGCCCGGGUCGGUUCAGGGGGAGACCCUUCCCCCGAGUCCCGGGCCCGGUUCGGGUGAAGCAGCCGGCACCGAGCCCUCACUCAGCCGGCUCCAAACCCGGAGCCUGCCCGCGGCAACUGCGGAGAUCAACAAUUGAACAAAGAAUAAAGAUUGCUCAAAAGAAUUUGACUGAGAGAAAUCCUUCAGAGUUUGGUGAUGUAGUGAUGGACCACAGCAAUAGAGAGCCCAGUGUGGAUUCUACAAAGCACUUAAACUGCAGAUCAGUUCAACAGGCGCAUUUUAAAAGAGAAACUGCGCAAUGUAGAACAGUUCGUGUACAGCUAUGUGACUACAUAAUGCCUAAAGGGCUCAAGCAGUCUUCAAUACAUGACCUUUACAAUCAGUGUAAUGACGUGUGCAGUAAGUCAGGGAAAGGUCCCAAAAGCAAAAGGUGCCAAGUGAGAAAACUGGAAGAGGAUCACAGCUGCAGGGAUUGUAAAGUGGCUGAUGUGAUGAAAAAUAACCGGAAGGGCACAGAGCUCAUAGCAACAAUUGAACCUCUCCAGGUUAGCCUAAACCGAAAUGGCUGUAGUAAGAUAAAUCCUUCAGAGGAUUUAUCGAAAUGUAUUAAACAAUAUCAUAGCACAUCAGUGGACAUGGAGUUUACAACAGGGAACAGCACUAAAAUACUGCUGGAAACUGGACCAUCAGAGCUAUCCAGAGUAAUUCAGAAAGACAUACCGCAUCUUAAAGCUCUUGACAAAGCCCAGUUGAGGACUGAUACUGUAUCUGGUGAUAUUGAAAUGACUCAAACAUCUAAUGUUCUCGAAGCUUGUUCUGAAAUAGCAUUUAAACCAGGGUGUUUAGAAUUAUCCUGGCAUCCCAAAGAUUUUUUUUGGCAAGGUACGUGUCAGGACAGCACAGCUUGGAGCACAGCGGGUUCUACAGAUGUAACCGGGGACUAUUUAGAAGAGGACAUACCAGUGUUGUCUGAUAGAGCACUAGAACUAACUGCUGGCUUUGAACCUGUUGACUUCAUUGCACCCAAUGAGGUGGUAGGACUUUCUGAAAGCUGUAAAAGAAAGGCAAGUGAGUAUGUGCACUCCGAGCCUCCUGUUACACAGUUUGGUUGUGCAAGAACAACACCCAUCACUGUGGAUACAUGUGCUCGAGCAAGGCCAUUCAAGAGAGCAAGACUAUGCCCAAAGUUUUGGUUUGGUUCAGAAUGGUAUUCCAAACCAGAAAAAAUAGGUGAACUGCACAGACACACUUCAGUACUCAAGCCAAAAUCAGGAACAUUGCCUCAUCAAGGAUAUUUGGAAUCAGUUGAGAGCAUUUUAUAUUUGUUGAACAGUUUGUCCUUGGAAGUGCCUGAAAUAAAAGUGGUUAACAAAGAUAAUUUGAGAAGCAAAUCACUAUUAGAAAAUAAUUGGAGUUGUGCAUCCUUUGCAAGUGACAAAGUAGCUAAAGUACAGCCAUCAAUACACUUCUCGAAGUAUUCCAAUAUUGUAGUAGAAUAUGGAAGACAGUUAAAAGAUGCAUACAAUAAUUUUAAAACAUCGCCAUCAAUCAGUGUAUUUAACUCCAAAAUGGCAAAUGGUCUUUGUGUUGAAGAAAAAAAAUGUCCAAUCAGGCAAAGUAAAUUGAAUUUUACAAGUUCAGCUGCUCAUUGCACUAAAACACUAAUGUCUGCAAAACUGCCAGCAUUCCCCAUUCCUUUGUACAAUGAUGUAGGAGGAAAAGCAACUGUAGACUCUCAAAGAUGUGAGACCAUUCAGGAUAAAUUUACUCCAAGGAAAGUGUGCACAAAGGAAAUUAAUGGUAUACAGUCAACGGUAAUCCCCAUUCAUCAGAAUGCAUCUUUAGAGUUGAGAUGUGGUCAAGUGGAUGGGCAGUGCCAAUUUGAACCUAGUGAACAAACUGGGAAUGAGAGGUUUGUUGAGCGUUACCCUUUGUUAGAUGUAGAAAAAAAUGCAGAGCCGCGAUCAAAGGCAGUGGAAGUGUCUCUGUGGCCAGAUGGUAAUUGCAACCUUAAAGAACCAUUGAAUUCUCCGUGGAAAAGAAGUGCUGAAACAAUUCCUUUAUUAGAAGACCAGCAAGUCCUUCCAUCUCCAAAGGAGCCUUUUGUUGCAACACAGUCAACUACGGACAAUGAAGUCAAAGAAAUACUGGAUAGGAACUCUGAAAAGAAAGGGAAUGUACAGCGAGUACCUGAUGUCAUAAGGGCCUAUGAAGAAGAUGUGCUUGUACUUGAUGUGAUUCAAGAUGACCCAGAGCUAUUUGGUGGUCCCAGUAACACUGAGGUGGUGCAGACUGCUGAACUAUUGGUAGGUCUGGAUGAAUCUGCUUGUAGGAAAGUGGAGUUAAAACCUGUAGACUGUCACCUUGGAAGUGAACUGAACAGCGAACAGAAAGAGUCAAGUGAAAGGAUCUCCAGCACCUUUCUGUGUGUGCCCAAGGAUGAUGUCUCUGGAAAGCUGCCAAAUUGUACCAGACUGCAGCAUGAUGGAUUCAGAACUCAGAGCAGAACAUCUGUGAGUGAAGAGAGUUAUUUUGAUGAGGAUGCUCCAUUGGAGAUAUUGGUGAAAGAGGGAGAGAUUACUCAAUCUGGAUACAAUUUGUGCCGGGUUGCUUCAAAAACUGGAUUAGUUUCUGAGAUGGAUGAACAACAGGAUGACAGAGGGACUGAAAUAAGCAGCCUUCAGUACCAUUGUUCAGACAGACGUCUAUUGGAAAAUCAGUUGUCUCUGAAACAACCUUGUUCUGAAUUUCCAUUCCAGAAAUCAGCAUUGACAAAUGAUUUAAGAUUUCCACAAGAGCAUUUACCAACAUCAGCAUGUGCUCCUCCUCCAGUAUUUCCGAAUAGCUCAGAGCAUUGGACAAGGCCUCUGGAGUUGACUGCACUACCAUCUGGUUACUGUCGAUUUUAUUUCACCACCGUUAAAGGAUGCAAGAAAAAAAAGUGCAGGUUUGGACAUGAAGUUAAAAAAGGAGAUGAAAAAUUCUGUAUGGAGAUUGUUCAGAAGUUUUUGGAGACGGGAAAACUGCAUCUCCUACUACGUGCAGUAAGAACAUUUAGAAGUUACUACAGAAAUUUUCCACCUGGCAUUUACUGUAGUUCCCAAGUGAUGAACAGACUACUUUUCGUACUGUUGAACUUGCGUAUGUUGCAAGAAGUUUUUGAGCUGCUCAAUAUGGCUGUAAUCAUGAAGGUGUUGCCAGAAGGUGACAUUUUACUGAAUGUAUUUAACCUUGUGGUAUCCACGGACUCAAGGGCCAUGAUUCCUAAUCUUAUAGAGAUAACCUGUAAGCUUGUGGAAGUGGGACUUAAGUUCCAGUUGGAUCAGUUUAACUACAUGAUACAUCUGCUGAAUCAACUGCAGGUGUCUCACCAAGAAGUACAUUUCAUCAUGGCACUUAAACCCAGGUUACUUUCUCAUCAAGCAGAACCAGAAGAGGUGUUUGACUUGAAUUUUGCAAUAGCUGAAAUAGAGCAAUAUAAAGAAAAAGAAGAAUGGAGCAAGAUGGGAACUUUCUUUCAGAGUUUACACUGGAAUUUUGAUACUAAGAGCGAACUCCACAGAAUUGCCACAUGCAUUGCUGUUACUCUUGUUAAAAGCAAGGAUAAUGGAGCUGCAGUUCCCUUCUGUGAAUUUGCAAAAGCAGUUUGGCAAAAGCCACACAUCAAUGGUAUGGCCAAGAAAUUGCUUGUUGGGAUUGGAACCUCAGUGAUGGUUGCUUACUAUAAAAGUGAGCAGUGGAGAAAGGCAAGAAAAGUUCUGGACAUGUUGCAGGAAAUUCCAGUGAAUUUCACCGUAUUGAAGAGUCUCGUUAACGAGUGUGCUGUAUCAAGAUGUCAGAUCAUUAACAUUGCUGGAGAAAUCUUUCUCAAAACAGGAUGUGUGAAUAAAGCACUUUGGCUAUUAAGAGAAUCUGACUGGAUAAUCAGUACCCCCGAAUGGCCCUGUGACAAAUUGGAUGUUCUCAAUCGACACAAUUUUCUGAUUAGCCUCGCUGAUGCUACUCUUCAGAGUAGCAUGUAUUGUGAAACACUGGAAGUUCUGCAGCACUUGCCUGGAUUCCAGAGUAUAAAUGGCACCAUGGAUCUCACACCGUAUGUCAGGAUUUUCAACAACCUGCUGCUUGAGUGUAUCCAGAAUAAUUGUCUUGGGGUGUCGACUGACACAGUGGAGUUUAUGAGGUCGGCAAACAUACCCGUAAACUCUUUGGCUGUAAGAAACUUAAUUACAGCCUUGGGCAGGUCCUGUUUGUGGCCGAAAGCAAGAAAACAAUACAAGAAAGCCUUGUCCAGUGGAUGUUAUCCACCUGUUGAGGAAAGCUUGUACCGCAAACUGCUCCCAAUUCCAUGCUUCCUGUCAGAAGUGGAAAUGUUGUUGGCCACUGAGAUGUUCCUGGUUACGAAUGCAAGCAACAUUCAGAGUCCCAGUGUCUCCAAGCAGUCUCUGCAGAUUGUGCUGAGAAGGUUCGAAGAUGAAAGGAGUCAGUUGGCAAAUGGCGAUUACGAAGCAGCGGUGGACAGAUUGCUGGCAGCUGCCCGAAAAUCAGAACCAAAGCUUCAGAUAAAGCACACAACCGUCAACAUCGCGAAAGAAGAGGUUUUCAGUUUGGAAUAUUCCUCUGCUCUAAGGUGGCUUGAACAGAACAUGAAGUGGGCGGGCAAAGUUUGGCUGUUUGACUAAUUAGGGCAGAGAGAUCGCUCUGGCAUGAGUAUUAAAAAAUAUUUUGAGUUAUUAAUGUUAAAUUGACAAUCACUGUACAAUAAAACUAUUUGAUGAAAA